Plasmopara halstedii is the source of this 1566-nucleotide messenger RNA. RefSeq lists its product as uncharacterized. The transcript has 2 exons. Bases 1 to 1566 code for a protein of 521 amino acids. The record is from RefSeq and is a predicted model, not a curated record. Lineage: Eukaryota; Oomycota; Peronosporomycetes; Peronosporales; Peronosporaceae.
AUGCUGCCUCUCAUUCGCACAUUCACGACUCAAUCACCAAUUAAGCACCGACGAAAUGAAACUCGUGCUGACAUUAUCAAUGACAACAAUACAAGAAAAUGUUCAUCUCCAAAUCGUGUCAAAACUGAGUCUAGAAAUCAAGCGUUGUUGACAACCGAAACAGAUCGAAUAGGAGAGCGAUUGCAUGCACUUGAAUGCGAAAAUCAAUUUUUUCGUCAAGAGUUGCAACAUCUUCAAAAUAUAAACUCAAUCAACCAGCAGCAGCGUGACAACGAAAAGCUUUUGACUGAGAGAAUUUCUGAGGAUCUUCAACAAGUCGCCCACUCUUUCAAUACCAAACUUCAAAAUGAUAUCAAUCUUCAGCGCGACAAUGAAAAGAAAGCAGCAUUAUUGUUUGCAGAAAUCGUGCGAAUAGGUCACCGAGUUGAGACGCUGGAUUGUACUUUAAAAAUCUCAGUCGAUAAUAUUCAGCGUAAACUUGAGACUCAAGAGGAGGCAAAAUGUUUAGCAACAACUUAUUCGAAUCAGCAAGUGACGUCGUCUACUCAUGACGCAGAAUUCCAUCGACAGCUCAAAGACAUGCAAGAUGCGAUAGUACAAUUUCGUACAGAGUUCGAUGCGGAUCGUAGGGCAAUAUCGAAGAGUGAUGCUGAGAUAGAUGCGAAAUUGAACGCACAAGUCGAAAGUUUGCACGCAAAGCAAAUGACUGACAAUCGAGAUCUAGUGCGUAAACUAGACGAACUCACGACAGGUUUGGAUUUUCAGCAGAUAUCAUCACAUAUGCGUGAGUUUGCAAACGUGAAUGACAACGUGAUCGCUUUAAAACGAUGGACAUAUAACGAAUUUGGACAGAUCAAGCGAGUCUUUCAAGCUUUGAUCAGUGACAUGGAUGCUCGUUUUCAGUGCGUGCUAGUUGAGCUUGCCAAAGGAGUGAAGAUAAGGUACGCAGCACAGAUGCGACAAGAGGAAGAAUUUAAAUUGAAAAUGCACGAUUUGGAAGAAGCUGUGCGAGAUGUUCUUACCGUUGUACAGGAGAAAGUUUGUAUACUCGAGCAAGUGGUUCCUUUAGAGGCUCAAGCACGACAGAAAUAUGAUGAAAAGCUUCACAGACGGAUGGAAUCAUUGACGAAUACAAUGAAUACCUUGAAAGGGUGUAGAGAAGAGCAAGCGUCAAUUGUCCAACGUAUACAACAGCUUGAUAUAUCCCAUCAUGAUGCACUUGAUAAUCUCACAAUCCAAUACGAGUCGAUGAGGGAAACUGUUCAAAUUUUUAAGGAAGACGUAGACGCCACGCUGAUCAAAUUAUUGACUGCUGUUGAGCAUGAACAUAUCAAAAUGAUGCAGUGGGUAGCUGUACGAGAAACGGCAACCUUGGAGAUGCUUAAAGUGCAGUUGGUCGUUGAAUUGCGGCGUAUUCGAAAUGAGCUCAAGACUUUACAUGCUCGAACAAUGCUGCAUGAAGAAAAGUGCAGUCAAUCUAAACAAAAGACAGACGAGCUUCAGACUUGGAGCACUAAACAUGCACAAGAAUGUCGCUUGCUGUUUAAUUUUUAUGCAGCUCUGUGA